Molecule: messenger RNA, 796 nt
Organism: Dermatophagoides pteronyssinus (European house dust mite)
Lineage: Eukaryota; Metazoa; Arthropoda; Arachnida; Sarcoptiformes; Pyroglyphidae
Source: RefSeq, a predicted model, not a curated record
UGGAAUUUGUUGGCCGAAAAAAAAACAUCAUGCCGAAAUUUCAUAAUCAAGAAAAAUGUUUUAGUAUUUUCGAAAAAAAAAUUAAAACUUUUCAUUUGUCGAUGAAAAAUGCAAUCAAAUUCAGUAAUGUCAAGAUAUGUUUCUAAAGCGGGUAAAAAUUUACUUAAAAAUACUAUACAAUCUACAGAUUUUCAAAACAAAAAAAAAGAAGAAGAUCUCAUGUGGAAAAUGCGCCAAAAUGUCCAUGUAAAUAAACGAAAAUUUAACCAAAAUAAUACUGAUGAUGAUAAUGAAUCUAGUGAUAAUCAACAAUCUUGUUCGAAAAAAAGUUAUAAAAAUAAUUGGAUGAAAAAAUUAGUGAAUGCCGAAUCCAAACAACCGGAACGAUGGGGACAUGAUGGUUAUAAAGAAUUAUAUCCCGAAGAAUUUUCAUCAUCAUCAUCUGAUGAAUCAUCCAAUAAAAAGAAAAAAUCCAAAAAAAUGAAAAAGAAACAAAACAAAAUUAUUGAAAAAAUCAAUAAAAAGAAGAAAAAAUCUCAUAAAAAGAAAAAGAAAACCAAAUGAUUCAAUUCAAUAUAUAUUCAUCUUUAUUAUUUUAAAAUAAAUUGUGAUUUUUUUUUUGUAUUUAUUUACAUACAACUAUCAUAUUGUAUCAUACUAAUAGUUUUUUUUUGUUUUUUGAAUUAUCAAUGAUGGUUUAUUUUAGAAUUCCAUUGAUUUACAUUUUUUUUAUAAUUAUAAAAAAUUAAUCAUUUUUUGACAAAAAAAAGAAGAAGAAAAAUAAAAGAAAAUAGAA